Messenger RNA from Culex pipiens pallens (northern house mosquito), 3975 nucleotides. RefSeq names its product homeotic protein distal-less (gene Dll). The record is from RefSeq and is a predicted model, not a curated record. Lineage: Eukaryota; Metazoa; Arthropoda; Insecta; Diptera; Culicidae. Gene Ontology annotation, molecular function: DNA-binding transcription factor activity, RNA polymerase II-specific; RNA polymerase II cis-regulatory region sequence-specific DNA binding. Gene Ontology annotation, biological process: regulation of transcription by RNA polymerase II. Bases 1976 to 2932 code for a protein of 318 amino acids. The transcript is spliced from 7 exons.
AGUCACUAGUCUUUAACGCACUUUGUUCGUGGUUGGUCGCGCAACGAGCGUUGCUAUUUUUAAUAAUUCCCUUGGCGCAAAACCCGACGUCGGCGGCGUGACGCACCGAAAAAAAGGGACGACGACGCAGGCGACGCUAGCGACGUCGGCGGUGAAAAGUGGAAGAUAACGAGUAAUAAUAAUCAUAUCGUCGGCGCGGCGGCGGUUUUCGAGAGCGGAAAAGAGCGCGAGUGAGUGAUUGGAAGUGUGGUGCGAAAGGAAGAGCGACGAGAGUCCACUAAUCACAAGAAAGGCGCGCACCAUUUUUCAUGUUAUUAAUGAAAAUAGUUUUAAACAUUAAGGCACGAUCAAGAGUACGCGUACCGGUGCAACGUGGAGGAGUACCACAAAAACAAAAACAAGCAAACGGCAAACAAAAACUAGCAGAACCAUAAAUACAUACAUCUUCGCGUCCAGAUUACAUGCAAUUUGGAAAACUAAUAUUAUAUGCCAUUAAAAACUUGGCGAUUUAGUUCGGGACUUCGAUUAUAUCAUUACCGCGAGGAAGGCAUGUAAUUUGGCCACUUGGCAGCGUUUUUUGACAACGAAUCGGUUCGCUAAUCGGCCUGAGCAGCGACAAUUAGUGACAAUUGUUUUUCGAAGCGCCACCACAAACGCAAGCAAACACACACACAGUCAAUCGUACACAUAAUAAUAAUCAUAAUAAUCAAUUGUGUGAUAGCUGCGAUUAGUAGUGAUCGUUUACGCGCUCGCGCAUUUAUGUGGCUGUGUGAGUGAGUGAGAGAGAGUGAUAAUUUUCACGAUUACGUGAAGACAGUGUCAAAACAAUAAUUAGUUUAAAUUGAAGCGAUAAAUUAGUGAUGUUUAUGUGCAGUUUUUGCCCGGUACUACUACGGCGGUGGCAAGUGGCCACUACUGGGGCACCGUGUGACUUGUACUAGCGCCGCACACCAAUACCACGAGGCCGGGGCAGGUUGUGGUGUGACCUAUCAUUACCGAAAAUUAGGAUUAGUGUAAUUAAUUCUUGGACACCCCACGGCGGGCAGGGGUCCCUGGCGCUUUAUGAAUGAAACGGUCGCGCGUUUUGUGAAUGAAAAUUAAUUUUAAUUAUAACAACAAUUCCCGAGCGAGACAGCAAGCACUUGGAGGAUCAUCGUGAUCAUAGCAAAACGGAAUCACUGCUAAUGUCCCGCUAAUUGAUCCGCGCUAAGCAAGUGGUGCGACCCCGUGUGUUCCUAAUUAAUUAGUUGUUAUUGUUGAGUGCUUGUGUUUGUGUGAUAUUACCCAUAAUUUAAACCAAAAGCGAAACCAUCCGUCGGUAGUCGGUUGUUCCCGUUGACAGAUAUUAGCAGCACCAUCAACGCAUCUAACGCCACACCGGUGAAUCGAAGAAUCGUUCGAGAUCAGGAACCCAAAAAUCGCCCAGCAGGGAGUCUUGCACCAUCGGGAGUGUGUGAAAACAUCAACAAAACUCAGGAAGAAACACAACACGACGAAAAGAAGACAGUGUGCAGGAAGAACAAACGUAAGGAUAACACGUUGCAGGGAUAGAAACGGAUCCCGAAAAGUUCGGAUCAGUGAUCGAGAAGAAGGAAGACAAGAAACACGUCUCCCGUACGAGCGUCGGAAUCUCUUUUGCUGAAAGAAAAAAAAAAAACGACGAGCGUGAGCAACUUCCUCCGGAUGGUGCAGCAGCAGUGUGCAACAGUGUGAAACCGAAUCCAGGAAGAACCCGGUAGUGCGCGCGUUCAGUGUGUGACGACAUCUGAUCCGAAGAUCUGACCGGUGCCGAAAUCCGGCCGUCGGGACAAGUGAUACUGCGUGUGUGAGUUCGGCGGGAAGUGAGCCCUUCCCACCUCCCAACGGCCUUACGAUUCAUUUCGAAAAAGUGGCCUCGAUCGGCCCCAACACGCUCAACUUUACGGAUCUCGGGGGGAGCCCCUACGAGGGUCCCCCCAGCACGCCCCAGUCCGGGAUGGACGCGCCCGACGCGCCCCACACGCCCAAGUACAUCGACGGCGGUGUGACCGGGGGUGGAGGCGGCGGCGGCGGCGGUGGCGGCAUCCCGGGCAAGUCGGCCUUUGUGGAGCUGCAGCAGCACGGCUAUGGUGGCAUCCGGAGUGGGUACCAGCAUUUCAGUCAGGGUGGCCAGGAUUCGGGGUUUCCGAGUCCACGGGGCGCCCUCGGCUAUCCCUUCCCGCCCAUGCACCAAAACUCGUACUCCGGUUAUCACUUAGGCAGUUACGCACCUCCCUGCGCUAGUCCACCAAAAGAUGAUUUCCUCUCGGACAAAAUCGAGGACACCGGCCUGCGGGUGAACGGCAAGGGCAAGAAAAUGCGCAAACCCCGCACCAUCUACAGUUCCCUGCAGCUGCAGCAGCUCAACCGAAGAUUUCAACGAACGCAGUACCUCGCGCUCCCGGAGCGGGCGGAACUGGCGGCCAGCCUCGGGCUGACGCAAACGCAAGUGAAGAUUUGGUUUCAGAACCGACGGUCAAAGUACAAGAAAAUGAUGAAGGCAGCGCAGGCACCGGGCGUCGGGGGAGGACUUCCAUUGGGCGCGCCGAACCAGGGUGGUCACAGUCCGUCGCAGCAUCAAAACAUGCACCAAGCACCCGGCGGAGGCUCCAGCAGUGGAUCGCCGUCGCACUUUCUACCUCCCGGACACAGUCCCACGCCGUCGAGUACGCCGGUCUCGGAGCUGUCACCUGCUGAUCGAAUUCCAGGCCUCAGUCCGCCCUCGCAAGCGCCCUGGGAGCAGAAACCCCCGCCGCACUGGGUCGACCACAAACCGCCGCAGAUGGCCCCGCAGACGAACCACGCACCCCCGCAGCCGACCCACGCGCCCCAGAUGGGCGGUUACGUACCUCAGUACUGGUAUCAACCGGAAACGAAUCCAUCACUAUUAACAGUGUGGCCGGGGACCGUUUAACAAAACGAGAAUGUAAAUUAUAAUUUUAAUUAUACAUAGUGUGUACUAGAGCAAAGUUUAGCUAGAUACAGAGUUCGCAGCAGCAGCAGCCGUGGUAGUGCAGGGGAAAUUGUAGGUGAGGAAUUAAGACAAACAAACAAACAAAAAAGCUUAACAGUGAUCUGAUUAACCGGUAGUUUUUAUUAGUAAAAUUUGCAACAACAACAAAAAAAUAAGAAUUCCCGACGGCAACACUGUGCGAGGUGCCCACGGUGUUCGUCGUGCAGUUCCUGAAAUUGUGCAAACCGCAACCAUUUCCAGCGGAAAAUUCAAGCAACUUCCCCUCUCUCUCUCCCUGAAGAGACGGGGGUGGAUUGAAAAUUUUAUAAAUGUACCCAGUUUAUUUUCUCUUUCGUUGGUUUGAACCAAACUGCUAAACUCGUUUCUAUGUGCGCGAUGAACUGAGCGAAAAGUUCUGCAGGACUGUGGUGGGUGGGGUUGAGAAACGUGUAAAAGCUUUGUGCAAUAUUCGUAAGUGUUAAACGUGUAAUGUAAACCUUUCUUUAUUUUGUUGUACUUCUUUUUUUUGUUUGAAUUUCACCGGGAAGCGAAAAACUAAUGGGGGAAAGUGUCUCAAUUUACUUAAAGCAAAACACAAAUUAAUCCUUGUUGUAUUUGGAGAAACAAAAUGAUAUGAAACAUUCCUUUAUAGAUUGUGAUUGUGAGCAACAAAAACAUUCCAAUGGUCUUGGCAUUUUAGAAUUCCUAAAACCUUUCUUUUCUCUAGAAUCCAUUUUUGCUGCCAUUGAAACGGAGAUAUAGCUUUGAAUGCAAUACUAGUGAGACAGAAUAAUUUAACAUUCCAACCGAAUAGAAAGAGCACAGCACAUGAAAAAAGAUAAAAAAAACAAAGACACUACAAAACAACAGCAAAACCGUUAGAGAAUCGAGUUAGUAGAAAUUUCAAAAAAAGUGGACAAGUUUUAAGUAUCAAAUAAAGUGUACAUACAAAAUACAGUUUAGAGUGAGUGCACACAGUUUCGUAACGCGCGCGCGCAAGAGGU